CGUGCACACCAGCGUGCGAGAACCCCGCGGCCGUUCGAUCCCUUCCCCGCCCGCCGAUCAACGAGUCCAGCCGACCGCGCGCCCCCCCGCAGCGCCGGCCCCGCACGGCAUGCGACGCGCCCUCCCGCACCAGCAGCAGCACGCGCGGCACACAACAAGAUCGCACGCGACCCUCCCCCGGUUCGCAGUCGUAACCCCCCCGGUCCCCCUCCCUCUUCCUCCGACCACCGCGGCGCCGGUUGCCGGAUAAGCUCGCGGCGGAUGGACGCGCGACGGGUCGGAGGCCGCAUCGCGGCGGCGCGGAGGGCGCUCGCCGCGGGGGUCUCGCUGCCCAUCCCCGUGCUGCGGAUCACCAACGGCCUGGCGAUGAUCUCGCUCGUGCUCUCCUCCUGCGACCUACUCCGCCUCUGCAGCGACAGGAGCCGCCCGCUCCGCUUCCCGCUCGGCGGCCGCGAGUUUGCCACCGUGCUGUGCCAGCUCGCCUCCGUCGUCUACCUCCUCAGCCUCUUCGGCGUCCCCUCCGGCUCCGGGCACCCCAAGGCCCCCGCCAGCGACGACGAGGGUGGCGGCUCCAAGCGCCGGGCGCGCGCGGCCGCGGACGCGCCCGCGGCAAUGCAUGCCGGCGUGGAGGGCGGGGACGAGGAGAUCGUCGCGGCUGUGGUGUCCGGGACGCUGCCGUCGCACCACCUGGAGUCGCGCCUCGGGGACUGCCAACGCGCGGCCAGGCUGCGGCGGGAGGCGCUCCGGCGGGUCACGGGGCGGGGCGUCGAGGGGCUCCCUUUCGACGGGAUGGACUACCAGGCCAUCCUGGGGCAAUGCUGCGAGAUGCCCGUCGGCUACGUGCAGGUGCCGGUGGGGGUCGCCGGCCCGCUGCUCCUGGAUGGGCGCCAGUACCACGUCCCCAUGGCUACCACCGAGGGAUGUCUCGUGGCCAGCGUCAACCGCGGGUGCAGGGCCAUCGCUGCUUCCGGGGGCGCCGUGAGCGUGCUGCUCCGGGACGCCAUGUCCCGCGCGCCCGUCGUCAAGCUGCCAUCCGCCAAGAGGGCCGCAGAGCUCAAGUCGUUCAUGGAGGCAGCUGCCAAUUUUGAGACUUUGGCUUCUGUCUUCAAUAGGUCUAGCAGAUUUGGCAGGCUUCAGGGUAUUCGGUGUGCACUAGCUGGUAGGAACCUUUACAUUAGGUUCGCUUGUAGCACCGGAGAUGCUAUGGGAAUGAAUAUGGUGUCAAAAGGUGUUGAGAAUGUCUUGGGCUACCUGCAGAAUGAUUUCCCCGACAUGGAUCUCAUCAGCCUGUCUGGCAAUUACUGUUCAGACAAGAAGCCUACAGCUGUAAACUGGAUAGAAGGUCGUGGGAAAUCUGUUGUUUGCGAGGCUACAAUCAAAGGAGGGGUUGUGCAGAGUGUUCUUAAGACCACUGUUCAAACACUCGUCGAGCUUAACAUUAUUAAAAAUCUUGCUGGAUCAGCUGUAGCUGGAUCUCUUGGAGGUUUCAAUGCCCAUGCUAGCAAUAUCGUAACUGCCCUAUUUAUUGCUACGGGGCAGGAUCCUGCACAAAAUGUUGAAAGCUCACAAUGCAUAACCAUGUUGGAGGCAGUGAAUGAUGGAGACGACCUUCACAUAUCUGUGACCAUGCCUUCCAUUGAGGUAGGUACUAUUGGAGGUGGCACUUGUCUUACCUCACAGGCCUCUUGUCUGAACCUGCUCGGUGUCAGGGGUCCGAAUCGUGACUCGCCUGGGGCAAAUGCUAAGCUUCUGGCUACCAUUGUCGCUGGCAGCGUGCUCGCGGGCGAGCUCUCUCUCCUGGCGGCCCUUGCUGCUGGCCAACUUGUCAAGAGCCACAUGAAGUACAACCGAUCAAGCAAAGAUGUUGCCAGUGCUGCUUCUUGAGCAAAUAUAGCAGCUCUGCUGGAUCCUCCAAGGCUCCAUAUAUAACAGCAAUUGCCGGAGCGAGGUCGUCGACAAGCAAAUCAGACAAGUCAGAGACUGAUUGUACAGAGUGCUGAUAAGCGAGCAGGUCCUAACAACAAGCGCAACCUGUUCGACUGCCCUGUUAGAGAACACCUAACAGAUUAUGCAGCUUCUGACUGUAAACAUCUAGUUCCUUUUCUGUUUCUUUUGGAUAGCAGAAGAUCAGAUUAAUUCUCUGUUCUCUUUUGUGCAGUAUUGUAAUUUGCCUAUUA
Messenger RNA from Panicum hallii, 2177 nucleotides. Its product is annotated as 3-hydroxy-3-methylglutaryl-coenzyme A reductase 1-like. Bases 262 to 1884 code for a protein of 540 amino acids. NCBI's taxonomy places the organism in Eukaryota, Viridiplantae, Streptophyta, Magnoliopsida, Poales, Poaceae. The transcript is spliced from 4 exons. Gene Ontology annotation, cellular component: peroxisomal membrane; endoplasmic reticulum membrane. The record is from RefSeq and is a predicted model, not a curated record. Gene Ontology annotation, molecular function: hydroxymethylglutaryl-CoA reductase (NADPH) activity; protein binding. Gene Ontology annotation, biological process: isoprenoid biosynthetic process; sterol biosynthetic process; coenzyme A metabolic process.